CAAAAAAAUCACUAGGUGUGCGACGCGACGCGAUGCUCUCGCGGCCUCAAGUCUAAGCACCCCCGACGACGUCGGCGACCUCACCGCCGGCGAGCCGAUCCACGCCGCCGCCCCAUUUCCCACCUGUGUCGUGCAUGUGAUCUGGCGCCCUCUCCGGAUCCUCUUCUUCCAUGGGAUUGGGGGGCAUGAGAGGCGGCAUCGGGGGAGGGGGCGCCGGCUCGGGCGAGAGGUGGCGGUGGAUCCUCUUCCUCUCGCUGGUCUCCGUCUCCUUCCUCCUCUCGUUCCUCUUCCUCUUCCUCUCCGCCUACUCCUCCCCGACACGCCUCCGCCUCCCUGGGCUCACCACCGCCCGCGCCGCCGCCGGAGUCCGCCGCGGCCCCGACGCGCUCCCCUGCCUCGCCUACCUCCUCAUCGGCGCCCGGGGCGACGGGCACCGCCUCCUACGACUCCUCCUCGCAGUCUACCACCCACGCAACCGCUACAUCCUUCACCUCUCCGCCGACGCCUCCCACGAAGAGCGCCGGGACCUUGCUGCUGGGGUCGCCGCCGCGGCGCCCGCCGCUGUCUCUUUCGACAACGUCGCUCUUGUGGGCACGCCUACCGCGGGGACACCCGUCGGGUCGUCGGGCCUCGCCGGCACGUUACGCGCGGCUGCUGUCCUGCUCCGCCUCCACCCCGACUGGGACUGGUUCCUCACCCUCAACGCCGCCGAUUAUCCCCUCGUCACCCAGGACGAUUUGAUCCAUGCCUUGUCGUAUGUUCCAAGGGAAUUUAACUUCAUUGAUCACACUAGUGACAUUGGACGGAAAGAAUCUGAAAAAGUGCAAUCGAUGAUAGUGGAUGCUGGAAUAUACUUGUCAGGGAGGACCAACUUCUUCCGAGCCACACAGAAACGACCAAGUCCUGAUGCUUUCAAGUUCUUCACAGGUUCUCCAUGGGUUAUUCUGAACCGACGGUUUAUAGAGUACUGUGUUCUUGGUUGGGAGAAUCUUCCUCGGCUUCUUCUCAUGUACUUCAACAAUGUAAUGCUACCUCAGGAAGGAUAUUUCCACUCAGUCAUAUGCAACUCGCUUGACUUCCGUAAUUCCACUGUUAACAAUGACUUGAGGUACAAGGUGUGGGAUGAUCCACCUCAGACAGAGCCCCUUUUUCUCAGCAUGGCACAUUUUAAUAAGAUGGUGGACAGUGGACAGCCUUUUGCAAGGCGGUUUCAAGCGAAUGGACCGUUGCUGGACAAGAUCGAUGAGAAACUACUUAAGCGUCCGGGCCAUGGGCCUGUUCCUGGUGCCUGGUGCGCAGGAAGGAAGAGCUGGUUCAUUGACCCAUGUUCCCAGUGGAGCGACGUGAAUGUUGUGAAACCUGGUCCUCAAGCCUUGAAGUUGCAGCAAUAUAUCAAUUGGACCUUGGAAGAGGCAGAUUCUGGCGCAAAAUCGUGCAGGCUAUAGCUGCAUUUGAUUCCAAUAGCCUCACAUCCUAUGGCUUAAAGCUUCGAGGUUUCCAUUCCAGCAUCAAGGUUCUCUGCUCUAGUGCUUUGCAGAAUAAGCAGCUAUUUCCUCCCUUAACUGAAAUUAGGACUUCUUGCAUAUCGAGUGCUCUUUCUAGACCCCCACCCCCCCUCCCCCCCUUAAUAUUGGCUCCUAAGUUUCAGUUAGGUCUAGGAAUCUAUAUUUGUGGCUCCAUCAUAACAUUGAAGGCACAGAGAUGAGAGCAUGCUAAUUGAACCAUAUUGGUUGUAUUGUAUGAGCUGGUCACUUAUUGAAUGACCUAUGCUGGCGCUGAGUUCAUAUUU
Aegilops tauschii subsp. strangulata is the source of this 1789-nucleotide messenger RNA. Its product is annotated as beta-glucuronosyltransferase GlcAT14B. Gene Ontology annotation, molecular function: glucuronosyltransferase activity. The record is from RefSeq and is a predicted model, not a curated record. Gene Ontology annotation, cellular component: membrane. Lineage: Eukaryota; Viridiplantae; Streptophyta; Magnoliopsida; Poales; Poaceae.